GUCGGCGUAAACAACAUUGUCUGUCCGGCGAGAAUAGCACAGUGCGGAGGAUUUAUCAUCAUUCACACCUUAUUCACAGUGUACCGGUGCGUGGUGAAGUAAGAAUAAGUGACAGUGAGUAUCGAGGGUUAAAUGGCUUGGGUGUGAAGUGACCGGGAGAGAGCGAAAAGAGCGUGACGAGGGUUGAGGUGGCGAGGACCUACCUGCCAAGGAGCUACAUGAGGAGUGAGCCGACAAGAUGCAUAUUGCCGUUGAAGGAUGUUCUCAUGGGGAACUAGACACCAUCUACAAUGUGAUCCAGAGGUUGGAGCAGAUGCACGGCUUCAAGGUGGACCUCCUGCUGUGCUGUGGAGACUUCCAGUCCGUGCGCAAUGAACAGGACCUCAAAUGCAUGGCUUGUCCUAUCAAGUAUAUGAGUAUGCAUGAUUUCUACAGGUACCAUUCAGGUGAGAAGAAAGCCCCUGUCUUGACCAUUUUCAUCGGAGGCAACCACGAAGCCUCCAACUAUCUGCAGGAGCUUCCCUAUGGUGGGUGGGUGGCCCCUAACAUUUACUACAUGGGGUAUGCCGGAGUGGUCAGAUAUGGAGGGCUGCGCAUUGGGGGCCUGUCAGGGAUAUAUAAGGGCCCAGACUACCUCAAGGGCCACUAUGAAAAGACACCUUAUUCCGACGAUUCAAUACGCAGUGUUUAUCAUGUGCGAAACCUUGAGGUCUUUAGGCUGAAGCAGCUCUCCGGCGACCAUGACGUGUUCAUGAGCCACGACUGGCCACGCGGCAUCUACCACCACGGGCCCAAGGAGAGGCUCAUGCGACUCAAGAAACACUUCCGCUCCGAGAUAGAGAACAACACCCUGGGCUCUCGUGCCGCCGAGGAAGUGCUGAAAAAACUGCGGCCAAAGUAUUGGUUCUCUGGCCACCUCCAUGUGAGGUUCCCUGCCGUCCUGCAGCACAAGGAUGAAAAUACUCAGAGUAUCAAGGUCACAAAAUUCUUAGCACUUGACAAGUGCCUCCCUCGGCGAGACUUCCUCCAGGUGAUUGAGGUUCCAAGCACCGAGCCACUUGAGCUAAGUUAUGAUGCAGAAUGGCUGACAAUCCUCCGUCUUACCAACCACCUUCUCUCUGUUAGUGACAAGACAGUCUACAUGCCAGGCCCAGGCAGUUCUGAGAGAUAUCAAUUUACACCGUCCCAAGAGGAAAUUGCAGAAACUGUACAGAAGAUGGAAGGCAACAUGAGGAUACCACUCAGCUUCUCCCCAACUGCCGAGUCCUACCAGGAGGCACGGGGCAAGCCGAGGAUGGACCUGGUGCAGAUGCCUCGGCCGUCGGUCAACCCACAGAGCACAUUGCUGUGUGAGAGGUUGGGCAUUGACGACCCACUUUCCCUUCUACUCGGCAAUAAGCAGAGGACCCUUGCCUCUCCUAGAGUCAGUCAGGUCAUGUCACCCACAAUCAACGAGUCAGAACUCAACAUCACCAUGGAAACCUCCAAGCUGUCCACUAACCCUGAUGAGGUGGAGUUGAGUGAUGAUGAGAACCCAGACAUCAUCAUGGAGAUGAAGUUCACCCCUGACUCCCCAAGCAACCCAGAGUAUGUGUUGAGCCCCAUUAGGAGGGAAGGGACAGCCACUGCUGACAGUCCACAGCCCUAUACCAGCUCACCUCUGCACAACAAGGAGUCAAGGCCGGGACUGGUCUUGUCGAAUCCCAAAAUUGGAGAGUCCAGUGAGAUGGCCAAGAUAUCUGCCUGUGACUCCUCCUCCACCACCUCCUCCCUCAGUGAGAGUGAGUGUAGUCCACGGAGGAGUCCACAAGCCAAGCGACUCAAUGAGGAGAAGGAAGGAGCUCAGAUGGAAGCAGGGUCCUCCUCCACAUCCAGUUCAGGCUCCAGUAAGAUAAAAAAGUUAAAGAGGCGGAACCAAGCAAUGUACUCAUCAACGGAAGAGGAAAUAUAAAUUUUCCAUACCGGAAUUAAAUUGAGAAGAGUUCAAAGUAUUUCCCGUGUUGUUGUACACUGCCGCGUUCGUAGCGACACGUUUUUAUUGAAGAAGAAUGAGUGAGUGACUGCGUGGGGUGGAUGUCUGUCUGGCGAUGUGUAUUCUAAACUUUUGUGACAAUUGGCUGCUAGUGAUUGGUGAUACUGAGUGUGUCAUGAGAGGAAAUUUAUUACAGUUGUGUGUGUUGUUGGGAUGUAAGGGAGUGUUUUGUAUUGUUGCCAGUGUUGGAUGGUGUUGGUGGUGCAGCAGAGUGAGGGAGUUCAGCUCCUCCUCUGUGUAUUCCUGGUACAAAGUAUGAAACAUUUGCUUAAUAUUCUUUCCUACUUUUCAGUUCAAUUGUAUGACGACAUUGUUGGAUAAAAAUAAUAUUUUACUACUUGCUUUAAUGAUAGGAAUUUUAUUUAUAAAAUUUUGUCCAUUUUUUUCCUUUAUCUGAUUCUGAAUAAAGAUUACAGACGCCAUAUCGACUCAGGAGUUGAUAAGCAGUGUAUAAGUUUGGAUGUUGUCUUAGCAAACUUUAGAACUACGUACAAGAGCAUCUGUUUUAUGUUGUGGACAUAACUGUUGGCAGCAGGAGCACUGGGGGACAACUUAAGUUUGAGAUAUCAAGUGCAAUGUAGAAAUAUCAAUCAAUCAGUCUCCGUGUCUAUUCCCUGGCAAGUGCCUAGCACUGUGCCAUGGAGAAUGGAGUGUUGUAGGGCAUAUUGUUUCUUCCAAGGUCUUACGAUCACUGACAGUUUAAUUAUUGGUUUCCUGCCUUUAUUUUAUAUGAUGUAAUAUGCUUAUUUGAUAGCACUUUGCUUAUGUUAACUUAAAAGAAUGUAAUUCACUUUUAUAUUCCUAUUUCAUAAUGCAUUCUGUAAAUGUGUAAUAGAUUAUAAAGAAAUCUAUAUUAUAAGGAA
Portunus trituberculatus (swimming crab) is the source of this 2895-nucleotide messenger RNA. It is a transcript of the gene ldbr, whose product is annotated as lariat debranching enzyme B-like. The record is from RefSeq and is a predicted model, not a curated record. Gene Ontology annotation, biological process: mRNA splicing, via spliceosome. The transcript is spliced from 8 exons. Gene Ontology annotation, molecular function: RNA lariat debranching enzyme activity. Bases 239 to 1951 code for a protein of 570 amino acids. Lineage: Eukaryota; Metazoa; Arthropoda; Malacostraca; Decapoda; Portunidae. Gene Ontology annotation, cellular component: nucleus.